CCCGGACCGGCCAUAGACACCUGAGAGGGAGAGGGUUAAGAGAGACUGAGACUCCAGCAGCAGAUCGGUGAGCUGCCGAGUGGCGCCAACACCGACGACUCAGACCAGGCGUGUGUCGUGGGCGUAUACACACACAUACAUGGAUCGAUGCUGCCUAUCAAUGGAAUCAGCGGCUGGAUGACCCGGACACACUUUGAAUACAUACACUUCAAUUUGCCGGCAUAGUGGUGCCCUUAUCGUUGCUACCACCAAAGCUGCGCUGGAUCCGCGAGGCACAAGGAAGUAGGUGGCAGGAACGUAGACGCACCCGUUAAUCCACGCACGAUCCCGAUACCGAUUCCAACUCGACUCGACCUUGACUGUGGCCCAUCAUGUCGUGGAAAGGCUUCACAAAGGCCAUCAACCGCGCCGGAACAUCGGUGAUGCAGAAGACCGGGCAGGUCGAGCGCACAGACGAUGUCGCGUUCACUGAGAAUGUAGCAACGGCCAAAAACCUGGAGAAGCAGGCAGGGGCGCUGCAGAAGGAGGCAAAGGGAUACCUGGAUGCUGUUCGAGGCAUCUCAGCAGCACAGCUGCGCAUCGCCGAGUCGGUAGAGUCGUUCUACUCGGAUGCAAGUGAGCCAGCGAUCGCCGCGAACGCCUACAAGCGAGCCGCAGACGACCUCGACGGCCGCAUAGCGCGCGACCUUGAUCCUCCUUUCCGCGCGACGGUGCUCGAGCCGAUUGGCAAGCUUUCCAGCUACUUUCCCGAGAUCAACAAAAAUAUCGAGAAGCGGAAUAAGAAGCUGCUUGACUACGAUGCUGCGCGCGCCAAGCACCGGAAACUUCAAGAGAAGCCGAGCGACGACCCAAGCAAGCUACCAAGGGCAGAGAAGGAGUUGGAGGACGCCAAACUGCUCUUUGAGACGCUAGAUGACCAGCUGAGAGAAGAGCUACCUCAGCUGCACAGCCUGCGCAUCCCGUACUUGGACCCAUCGUUCGAGGCGAUGAUCCGGAUGCAGGCCAAGUUUGCCGAGGAAGGCUACGAAAAGAUGGGCGGCGUGCAGCGCUUCUUCAACGAUAGCGUCCGGGAUGACUAUGCCAGUGGAAAUCUAGACAGCCAGGUGGAGAAUGUGUUGCAGGAGAUGAGACAGCUCAGCAUCUGUGGCAUGGGCUCCUAGUGGGAGUGGACCCCCCCCAAAGAGUCGUUUCGCUUUCCUUCAUUCAAGUAGGAAUGGGCCUUGCAAGUAUACUCGAGUGGAAACUUUUGCUCUUUGAACAACUCAUUCAACAACCCUGCCCCUAUUUGGAUGCAACAGCUGACUGUGUCAACCAAACUGUUUGUAAUGCUGAUGAUAGUACAAAUGCUGUUGGAACGAUG
Molecule: messenger RNA, 1360 nt
Organism: Tilletiaria anomala UBC 951
Lineage: Eukaryota; Fungi; Basidiomycota; Exobasidiomycetes; Georgefischeriales; Tilletiariaceae
Product: BAR-domain-containing protein
Exons: 4
Coding region: 372-1160 (262 amino acids)
Biological process (GO): actin cortical patch localization; plasma membrane tubulation; endocytosis
Cellular component (GO): actin cortical patch; Rvs161p-Rvs167p complex; medial cortex
Molecular function (GO): protein binding; lipid binding
Source: RefSeq, a predicted model, not a curated record